CACAGAGCAAUGACGACGAUGGCCGCCGACGGCCUGGUGGAAGUUUCUGCGCAAGAUUGGAGUGAGCUGCGGGAUCUUUAUAAACGCGAUUGGCCUCGGUACGAGGUAGCCUACAAUACACUACAAAAUUUCAUUCAUUGGACACUCGCUUCCGAGCCUGUGGAUACCAUGACUGUCUACAGUUACGGUGAAAGCUGGCGUCAAAAUGGUACUGUUGUAAUAACUAGUGCAAACUACAUUUUUCUGUACACACUGGAUGCUUCUGAAGAAACCCUUCGAAAGGCACUGCUUGCGUUUAAGUGGAAACGAGCGUACAUAUCGUACAUGACAACCUAUCGUUCGCUUCUGUUGGAGGUGUACCAAACGCUCAACUUAAAAGUGGUGCUUGAUGUUCCCAACGUGUUGUAUCGGUUGUCGCGUGAGCAAGCGCAAAACAUAACGUACACACCCCCAGACGGGUUUUACGCACAGGAAAUCAAUCCAAUGUAUGCUCAAUUCAUCAACGAUCGCUGGAGAUUUAAGGGUGAAGGAACAGAGCGCGUGAUCGAGAGGCUGUUGAAGCAUAACUUGUCCAUGGGCCUUUUCGACGCCCAGCAGCACCUGGUGGGUUGGUGCCUUCGCGGUGAGAACGGCGCCAUGUGCAUGCUUGGAGUGUCAACUAAACGCAAAGGCUACGGGUCGCUGGUAGUUAAAGCUUUUGCCAAGGGUUUAGAAGCAAACGGAUGCACCUCGUACGCUAGUGUUGUUAAAACCAAUGCUCCCUCUAGGGCGAUGUUCGAAAAACUAGGUUUCGUUCAAGUAUGCGACGUCGAUUGGUUGGGAAACAGUGCACACGAUGUGGUACAAACAUACAGAAAGCAGGAACUCUCAUGGAACACAGUGACAAUCGCAGUUCGUUGCCAGCGUCCAAACAUGCAGGAAGAUCGCUUGAAACCAAUCCCACGCUGCGAUUGGGAAGAGUGGCGCGAUUUGUACAAACGAGACUGGCCACGCCAUGAGCUCGCUUAUAAUACGGUGCAAAACUAUAUUAACUGGUCCAAACGCGACCGCAAGAUUAAAGACUUGGUGAUUUACAGCCUGAAUGGAAGUUGGCGAGAAAAUGGAACGUACGUUAUUAUUGAUCGUAUUGAUCUGUAUAUGUACACGUUGGACGAGUCGUUGGUUACCUUACGCCGUGCACUAGAGCUAGUGGACUGGGAUUACUAUUACGUUGCCGUGAUGUGUGAAUAUGAGACUCUUCUCUUCGAUGUUUUCAAGCAACUUAACGUGCAGCUGUGCGUUGCGAGACCAAAUUACGUCUAUUACCUAUCCAAGGAACAAGCCCAUGCACUGUCUGUAACCCUUCCGGAAGGAUUUAAACUCGCUUCGCUCAAACCGGAAAAUACUGAUACUAUCAAUGAUCAUUGGCCUCACCGGGAAACGGGAUCAGAAUUUUCCCUUGAACGUUUGAUAUGCUGGAACCCUUCGAUUGGGUUGUACGAUUCUUCUGAUAAUUUGCUCGGUUGGUGCCUUGUCACGCAGAUGGGCAUUAUCGGAUCGCUUGGUGUUAUCGAAAAGCGCAAGGGAUACGGAAGGCUUGUGUUGAAGGGAAUAGUAAAAAAAUUGGCCGAAAUGGGGUUAAACUCGUAUGCUAGUAUUCUGGCCAAUAAUGAACCUUCCAAGGCUCUGUUUGAAAGCGUUGGUUUUAAGCUUAUUAAACGAGUCAAUUGGAUUAGAAACUGCGAGAGAAAGCUUGUAGAAUGGAAGUCAGCAGGGAGUAUUGCAAUGGAGAAGUAACGCGAGCAACAUUGCAAUGACAUUGAAAGAUAAAACGUUAUAGUUUACAAUAAACUAAUGUAAACUGGAAAGGGGUUUCGAUUAUUAUAAUAAUUAACACAUUAAAUUUAUGUAUCAAUCCAUGGAAUCUGUAUAUGCAUUACUUAUGCUCUUCAUUGUUUUUUUUCUACAUAUGGUC
Molecule: messenger RNA, 1954 nt
Organism: Anopheles cruzii
Lineage: Eukaryota; Metazoa; Arthropoda; Insecta; Diptera; Culicidae
Exons: 5
Coding region: 10-1776 (588 amino acids)
Molecular function (GO): acyltransferase activity, transferring groups other than amino-acyl groups
Source: RefSeq, a predicted model, not a curated record